Messenger RNA from Diutina rugosa, 1893 nucleotides. RefSeq names its product Utp5p (gene UTP5). The record is from RefSeq and is a predicted model, not a curated record. Bases 1 to 1893 code for a protein of 630 amino acids. Gene Ontology annotation, biological process: maturation of SSU-rRNA from tricistronic rRNA transcript (SSU-rRNA, 5.8S rRNA, LSU-rRNA). Gene Ontology annotation, cellular component: nucleolus. The transcript has a single exon. Gene Ontology annotation, molecular function: protein binding. NCBI's taxonomy places the organism in Eukaryota, Fungi, Ascomycota, Pichiomycetes, Serinales, Debaryomycetaceae.
AUGACCGUGAUUUGCAGUCGGUUUGACCCGACCCGGACCCUCUUGGCCACGGUCGAGGUGGCGCUCGACGCCCACCACCUCCGGGUGCAGCUGGUGGUCGCGUCGCAGCUGCUGGUGCUGGCGCUGCUCGCGUUCGACCGCCACACCAAGGCGACGCUGACAUCGUGGAUCCCCUAUAAAAACGAGUUUGUCGUCGCCGUCGGCACUGCCAAAGGUGCCGUCCAGUUGUUUCUGCCUACUCACAACCGGGUAGAGCUCCAGUUGGCCACGCCCCUGGGGCUAGCGGUGCUGGACUUCUACUUCUGCGACUACACCCAGCGCGGCUACUGCGCCGACGUCGGCGGCAAUAUCUACGAGUACAACGUCAACACCGCUAAGUUGGUGCUGCAAUUCAAAGUGGCGGACGUCCUCCCCACCCCCGAGCCUAUCAAACGUAUCGGCAGCGUCUCCGUGCUGGGUAAGGCCUACUUAUUGUUGGCAUCGCACCUGGUGUAUAUGGUGAGCGCCGACGACCAUACCCUUACCAAGACGUUCCCCGGUCACGUGGAGCCUAUCGAGUGUUUAGUACUGGUGCUGGAAGACGUAUUUGUUACCCUGGCUCACGGCGACCGGUUUAUUAAUGUUUAUCUGGUGGUUAAAGGCGGUACCAGUCAAGUAUUGGUAGCGCUGCGGCCGGUGGCGGAUUUCGCUCUCGGCGAUAGCGACGGGCGCCUGGUGUUAGUCGCCCGCGGCGACGACGGCACCCUCGAUGUUUUCAAUGACUGGGCCGCCUCGGGAGAAACAUCGGUGCAGCAAAAGCCUAAUAAAAAACGGCGCCGGGGCGGUCCCGUGGUGCCGCUGAAACAAUCCUCGGCUCAUUUCAAAGUGGUGAGACCGCCACAACAAGUACUGAGUCCCGCCGAUGCUGAUUUAGCCAUUAUUGCUGCUACUGUCGACGGGUCGCAAAUCUUAUACCUGUGGAUGGAACUGGCCACCAUCCCUCAUUUCAAUCGCGUUAAAUGGUUUGAUAACGACCUGUACUCAAUGGAUGGAGAGGUAGAAUUCUCUCAGCUGAAGCCCACCACCAAGAGCAUCGACCACCACAACAACCAGGGGCACGAUAUCGCCGCUACCAAGCACUACACGGAAGCUAAUACGAUUAUCAGUGACGGUAAUAAUUUAAGAGACUUGGAUAAUGUCCUGGACGACGAUGAAGGCGAGCUGUUAGCGGAGAAGUUGGAAAAGCUUCAUCCUAAUACUACCACCUCAAAGGCGAAACCGGCUGCGAAAAUGGGGGGUAAAAAUGCUGCAACUUUAUCAAUUGUGUUGUCGCAAUCGUUACGUAAUAACGACCACAGUCUCUUAGAAGUGGUGUUGGGAAACCGUGACCCUGAAGUGAUCAAAAACACUAUUGCCAAGCUUGAUUCGCUGUUGGCAGUGACCCUUUUGGACCGGUUAAGCGAGAGAAUUCAGAGACAGGCGACCAAGUUUGACCAGCUUAAUUUCUGGCUCAAAUGGAUCAUCAUCAUUCACGGAGCGGUGCUUGCCCUGAUGCCUAAUUUGGCAGUGAAGCUUUCCAGUCUCCACGCCGUCCUCAUCAAGAAGGCCGACACCAUGCCUCGUUUACUUGAAUUACAAGGUCGGUUGACUCUUUUGUACCACCAACAGGGGCUUAAGCGAGAGAUUUUGACGUCUCAAGACGAUGACGUUUUGGGUGAUGCUCUGGACGUCGAGUACAUUGAGGCGUUAGAGGAUGGCGAAGGCAGUGAUUAUGACAUGGAUGAAGAAGAAGAAGACGACUUUGAAGACGGAGAAGGUGGUAUCGCCGAUAUCGAACUCGAGGACGAAGAUAUCGAAGCGGACGACGUGGAAGAAGAGGAAAUGGGGUUCAGUGACGUCGAGGCCGACGCAUAG